This is a messenger RNA of Carica papaya (papaya), 1497 nucleotides long. Its product is annotated as malate dehydrogenase, mitochondrial. Gene Ontology annotation, biological process: malate metabolic process; tricarboxylic acid cycle. Gene Ontology annotation, molecular function: L-malate dehydrogenase (NAD+) activity. Gene Ontology annotation, cellular component: cytoplasm; mitochondrion. The record is from RefSeq and is a predicted model, not a curated record. Lineage: Eukaryota; Viridiplantae; Streptophyta; Magnoliopsida; Brassicales; Caricaceae.
UCCCAAUAAAAACCCAAAUACUCACUCGCAGACGCCGCCAUCGGGAACUCAGACCUUCGCCUUUCGUUUCUCCAUUUCCACAUCUCUCCUUGCUUUCUCAAUUCCUUAAACCUAAGAUCUCUAAGCCAACAUGUCGGGUUGGAUGAUGGUCAAAUCGUCGGGAAGGCAGCUUCUGCGCCGGGGCUACGCUACCGUUGCUGCACCGGAGAGGAAGGUUGCCGUUCUAGGCGCCGCCGGUGGGAUCGGCCAACCCCUCGCUCUCCUCAUGAAGCUCAACCCUCUCGUCUCCAAGCUCGCCCUCUACGAUAUCGCCAACACUCCCGGCGUCGCCGCUGAUGUCGGCCACGUCAACACCAGAUCUGAGGUAACUGGGUAUAUGGGUGAAGACCAGCUGGGUCAGGCUCUGGAGGGAUCUGAUGUCGUCAUCAUUCCAGCUGGUGUUCCCAGGAAGCCUGGUAUGACCCGUGAUGAUCUUUUCAACAUCAAUGCAGGAAUUGUAAAAGGUCUUUGCACUGCCAUCGCCAAGUACUGCCCCGAUGCACUAGUUAACAUGAUAAGCAACCCUGUGAAUUCAACUGUUCCAAUCGCAGCCGAAGUUUUCAAGAAAGCAGGGGUCUAUGAUGAAAAGAAGUUGUUUGGUGUGACUACCCUUGAUGUGGUUAGAGCCAAGACUUUCUACGCUGGAAAAGCAAAUGUGCCAGUUGCAGAUGUCAAUGUUCCAGUUGUUGGUGGCCAUGCUGGCAUAACUAUUCUUCCACUAUUUUCCCAGGCCACACCAACAGCCAACUUGUCAGAUGAGGACAUUAAGGCUCUUACCAAGAGAACGCAAGACGGAGGGACAGAGGUCGUAGAAGCAAAGGCUGGAAAGGGUUCUGCAACAUUAUCAAUGGCCUAUGCUGGAGCCAUUUUUGCUGAUGCUUGCUUGAAGGGUCUCAAUGGUGUUCCUGAUGUGGUGGAAUGUUCAUUUGUGCAAUCAACGAUUACUGAACUUCCUUUCUUUGCUUCUAAGGUGAGGCUUGGAAAGAAUGGGGUUGAGGAAGUCAUGGGAUUGGGUGCUCUCUCAGAUUUUGAAAAGGAAGGUUUGGAAGCUUUGAAACCUGAGCUCAAAGCAUCCAUUGAGAAAGGAAUUAAGUUUGCCAACCAAAGUUAAAUAACUUAUUUUUGGCUGGCAAUUUUGAACUUGUACUUCUGCUGCCAUUGGCAGCCAUAUUUGCAAUUUUUUGGUAGGGUGGGUGGCCAUACACAGACUUCAAGUUCCUUAAUAACUCCCAUUUGGUUGUGAUGGGAGGUUGCGGUAUCGAACCUGAUUGUAUGUAGGCAGGAUUGUUCAUCAGUUUAUGACUUUUUCAAAACGGCUCUCUGUCUGGCAUCACAAUGUCACAUAGCUGCCAUUGUAGUUUAUGAGCUGGUUUUUCACUAGCUAGCAUUCUGUGGUUCUUUUUUGUGUUUGGAGGAUAUUUAGCAUUCAAGGUUAGAAGUCGCUGUUUUCAUUUAUUA